GAGUCCUCCCAUCUCACGAUUUGUCCUGACUUGACGAUCUCUGCUGCCUCUCUGAUCGACGACAAUGUCUGACCAACAGGAAGUUGUGGUUGUCGCCGUUCCGGCAGUCGAGUUGCAGCCGGUGGCCGAGGGCGCCGGAUUGGCCACGAUCGAGGAAGGCAACACGGACGUCGACGACGACGGGUUGCCUAGGAGAACCGGAACUGUGUGGACGGCUUCGGCGCACAUCAUAACGGCGGUGAUCGGUUCUGGGGUGCUGUCACUUGCAUGGGCCAUAGCUCAGCUGGGAUGGGUGGCCGGAAUUCUGGCGCUCACGUCGUUCUCGGUCAUCACUCUCUACACUUCCACCCUCCUUGCUGACUGUUACCGAUGUCCGGAAACUGGCAAGAGAAGCUACACUUACAUGGACGCCGUGAGAAACAACUUGGGAGGGAUAAAAGUCAUAAUAUGUGGGUGCACCCAAUAUGCCAACUUAAUUGGGACGUCAAUUGGUUACACCAUUGCAACGGCGAUAAGCAUGAAAGCUGUGAAGAGGUCCCAUUGCUUCCACAAAAAUGGCCAUGAUGUUGAUUGCCAGUCUUCUAGCAACCUCUUCAUGAUAUAUUUUGGUGUUAUGGAAAUCUUCAUAUCACAGAUUCCCAACUUCCAUAAGAUAUGGUGGCUCUCUUAUGUAGCUGCGGGCAUGUCCUUCUCAUACUCUUUCAUAGGCUUGGGUCUUUCUAUUGCUAAAACUGUAGGAGGUGAACCUAGCAGGACAAGCCUGACUGGAGUGGAGGUUGGCAUUGAUGUCACAGCAGAUGAAAAGAUAUGGGGAUGUUUCCGAGCGCUUGGAAACAUGGCAUUUGCCUAUUCUUACGCCAUGGUCCUCAUCGAGAUUCAAGAUACAUUGAGGUCGGAUCCUCCAGAAAAUAAAGUGAUGAAGAAAGCUACCAAAUUUGGUGUUGCGUCUACCUCAAUUUUUUACCUGUCAUGUGGUUGUGUUGGCUACAGAGCAUUUGGAAAUAGUGCACCGGGCAAUUUUCUCACUGGUUUUGGCUUCUAUGAGCCAUUUUGGUUGAUUGACAUUGCAAAUAUAUGCAUUAUUAUCCAUUUGGUUGGUGCUUACCAGGUAUUUACGCAACCCGUGUUCUCCUUCGUCGAAAAAUCAGCAGCUAAAAGGUGGCCAUUGCACAGCUUCAUCAAUAAGGAAAUCAGUGCUUAUAUUCCGGGAUGUGGGCAAUACUGCACCAACCGUUUUCGUCUUCUAUUCAGGACCAUUUACGUGAUAAUCACAACAGUGGUAGCCAUGAUCGUCCCUUUCUUCAACGACGUUUUGGCUCUUCUCGGUGCCAUUGCCUUCUGGCCGCUGACGGUUUACUUCCCGACCGAGAUGUACAUGGCACGCAACAAAGUGCCGGCCUUCUCCCGCCGGUGGCUUUCGUUUCAAGUGCUCAGUGCCGGUUGUCUUGUUGUAUCCGUAGCUGCUGCUGCUGGUUCCAUUCAAGGAAUUAUCACCGACCUAAAGAUAUAUAAACCAUUCCAUUCUUCUGGUUACGAAUGAAGCACAAAGUGCGAUAUUUUUGUCAUUUUAGCCAUGUACAAGCUUGCAGAGUAAUUGAAUUUUUUGUUUCUUCUA
This is a messenger RNA of Nymphaea colorata (pocket water lily), 1615 nucleotides long. Its product is annotated as amino acid permease 8-like. The coding region runs from base 65 to 1540 and encodes 491 amino acids. Gene Ontology annotation, cellular component: plasma membrane. The transcript has 7 exons. NCBI's taxonomy places the organism in Eukaryota, Viridiplantae, Streptophyta, Magnoliopsida, Nymphaeales, Nymphaeaceae. The record is from RefSeq and is a predicted model, not a curated record.